Bemisia tabaci is the source of this 1974-nucleotide messenger RNA. It is a transcript of the gene Icmt, whose product is annotated as isoprenylcysteine carboxylmethyltransferase ste14. Gene Ontology annotation, biological process: C-terminal protein methylation. The record is from RefSeq and is a predicted model, not a curated record. Gene Ontology annotation, molecular function: protein C-terminal S-isoprenylcysteine carboxyl O-methyltransferase activity. Lineage: Eukaryota; Metazoa; Arthropoda; Insecta; Hemiptera; Aleyrodidae. Gene Ontology annotation, cellular component: membrane; endoplasmic reticulum.
UUUUGUACUACAUUACCAGUAUUUUUAUCAGUGCUUGCUUACGAAACAACGAUGUUACCGUAUCCCGGCAGAUUGAGCGUAUUUUGUUUUUGCACUUCUUCCUCAUUUGCAUUCAUCCUCUUUCUUCAGUUGAUUCCGAUUCAUAGUCGCUUCAAUGUGUAUGAAAAUAUACUUUGGGUCUUUCCUUUGUAUUACCUCAUUUUGAACUUAGUGCUGAUGAUUUUUCUGAGAGGCUUUGCGCUUCAAAUCGCAAUUCGAGCUUCUUUCUUGGGCAUGAUAUUUGCAGCGGGUAUUUUUAUACAGCUCCUUGCUACAUCAACUCUUCAACCAUUCGGAUGGUACAUGUGUUUCAUGUCGUUUUUCCACUUUUCGGAAUUUUUGGCAAUUGCUGCAACGGAUCAUGGAAAUUUGUCCGUCAAGUCAUUCAUUUUGAAUCAUAGUCCAGCAUACAAUAUUGCUGCCGUCACUAGUUGGGUUGAAUUUUUUACUGAGUGGUACUUUUGGCCUGGAUUAAAACUGAUCCGUAGCGCGAGUUACAUAGGGAUCUUGAUGUGCAUUGGAGGAGAAGCCCUUCGAAAAGCAGCAAUCUUCACAGCAGCGAAGAACUUUAAUCAUAUUAUCCAGUCCGAAAAGAAGGACGAUCAUGUUCUUGUCACUCAUGGUGUUUACAGUCUAUGCAGACAUCCCAGUUAUGUUGGUUGGUUUUACUGGUCCAUAGGCACCCAGUUCGUUCUUGUUAAUCCUGUCUGCACAGUUGGUUAUGCCAUUGCUAGCUGGGUUUUUUUCAACAAUCGAGUAGCAACUGAGGAAGUGACCUUGUUAAACUUUUUUGGCAGCGAUUAUAUCGACUAUCAGAAGAAAGUUGGAACCGGCCUCCCGUUUAUCUCUGGUGUCCGAAUCGAUUUGCCUCAAAAUCCAUCCUCAUGACAUCGAACGUAAAGUGGUGUAUACCAGUCAGUGCACUAUGGUUAUUUCAUCUGAUCAAUGCAAUCUUGCUGAUGAUGCCAGACGGAUUUGAAGUUGGAUGUUGGUAUUGUCUUUGAAAAGUUUUCUUGUUGUAGAAAUUCUUUCAUUCUCUACAAAUUCUGAACAUAACUCUGCUGUAAUUUCCUACAAGUGAACUUGUUCAGCAACUUGAUCUCCAGUAUUCUCAGCUGACUUUCCCAAAUACGAGUUAGUUGACGGCUACUGUAACUCCUUUUGCCUCUUCCUCUGUACAGAACUGUAAGCAGAGGACAGUUGGAUAGUUUUUAGCAAAAAGGAACUAGCACAAUUACAGUGUUGUAAAAAUGAUUGUUGCCUCUUCAUAAGUUUCACAAAAUCUCUCCCAGAAUAGCAAAUAGUCUUUGCUUCCCACCCAAAAAUUGUUGAUCUAAAAGGAAACUAAUUGUGUAAAAAUACUAUACAUAUAUUUAAAUUGGUUAUUUUCGAAAGAAAGGAAGUUGCACGAUUUUGAAAACACUGAUGAGGCCGGUUCCUUUUUGCUAAAUGCAAUCCAGUUGAGACCACUCAUGUCUCGGUUAAAAUUGCACGGAUACUUAAAAAUUGAGAUAUUCUUCCACAAGGUUAAAUCUUGUGGAAUGUUGAUUUCCUUGAAAAAAGAAGAAGUUCAGUUGAUAUUGUCCUUUUUAUACCUACAUGUGCCAAAACUGCUGAACUUCUUAUUUCUUUGUUCCUUGCAUAAUUAUCAUGCUCUUUGCCUCUACUUUUUAAGAACCUUUUCAUUUAGUUACUGCACAUUCUUUUCUGCAUAUAAGAAGUCAAUUUUAUAGAUGCCUGUAUUCUCUUGGUUGUUGUCAAUAAUGUUUUUUCCGCUAUUUUUGCUGGAAUGUUUGACAAUGUUUAAUUUGUUGAAGGUCAUGGUAAUGGCAUUUUCUUUUAGAAGCUUAGUCUAAGAAUCUCAUUAAAGAAGUGGUCUCUUUUUCAUCCCAUUUUUUAUGCAAUAAAGGCGUGGCCUUAUGGGUUUUUCUUUUA